GCCCAUUCGCUUGUAGUCCAUUGGUUCCCAUGUUUCCUCUCGCCCUCCUUCCCUUGUUCACCAAAGCAGCCUGAUUUACGGCUGUCGGCUCAUUGUGCCUAUCUGCCUCGAUGCCUAAGCCUGGUGUGAACUCCCCUCUUAUCAAAGGUUAUCAGUUUUAAGCCAGGAGUAAUACCUUACGGGCUAUAAGAUUUACCUCAAACCACCCGUGGUCACCGUCAUGCUCCAUUUUGUCUUCGUAUCUAUUAGCUGUAGCAAAACAUUACUUCACACCUUGUUGUGGCUAUCUUCUCGACAACUAACCUAACGGUUCCAUUUUGUCGUCUCCAUUUCACUUCAAUCUGGAAACAUGGGGAACCCGAAGAAGAGUAAAAAGUAUUAUGCAGUCAUUGAAGGGCAUAUUGACAAACCUACUAUCUUCUCAUCUUGGGCAGAUGCACACCCGCGAGUGACUGGUUGUCCUUCUAAGUAUAGGGGCUUCUACACAAUUCAUGAAGCACGAAUAUAUAUGGAACUAAUGGGAGUGGACUAUAUCGAACAAUUGAUCGACGAUGGAACAGACAAGACGGCGCCCUUGCCUGACCCACGUAACUAUUAUGCCGUCGCUAAUGGUCCCAAGCCUGGUAUUUAUCCAUUCUGGGAUGGACCAGGAGGAGCCAAAGAGGCCGUAGAACAAGUUUCUUUUGCUUGCCACAAAUCGUUCCGAAAAUAUAAAGCAGCACAAGAGUUUAUUGAUCAUUGGAAUAACAGUUAUAUGGACGGAUCGCAGAAGAUUCAAAGUAUGGGACCAACUUUUGAGAGAAGGUCGGAUAACUGUCAAGUAGUUUUCCGAGGGCAGAUGUCUUUAUGCAAAUCAUUAGAAGCCUUAAUCAUUAAAGAGGAGCACGAAUAGAUCUCGAGCUAUGUCAGAAUGAGAAUCUGCUUGUCAUUGUACAUUACAUGAGUUCAAGAACACAUCAUCGUCCCAAAUUGUAUCUAUUAACCUAAAAAUUCUGCUUUAUAAAUUCUUUGAUAUUCCAACUCCCGAUACGAAAUAAUACCUAUAGCUUCAGGGAUUUAGUCUUUAGGGUGCGAGAGUAGAAGAUAAAUAAUGAAGGCAACUAGGUUACAAUCUAAUAUAGAAUGAGUUAAGGGCUGGAGGGAAAGGGUUUAAAAGCCGGACCAAGCCGUGAAUUGCUGCGGUGAGCUUGACCAAUGACG
Molecule: messenger RNA, 1200 nt
Organism: Fusarium redolens
Lineage: Eukaryota; Fungi; Ascomycota; Sordariomycetes; Hypocreales; Nectriaceae
Exons: 4
Coding region: 350-892 (180 amino acids)
Source: RefSeq, a predicted model, not a curated record